This is a messenger RNA of Oryza sativa Japonica Group (Japanese rice), 1393 nucleotides long. RefSeq names its product MADS-box transcription factor 57-like. Gene Ontology annotation, cellular component: nucleus. Gene Ontology annotation, biological process: positive regulation of transcription by RNA polymerase II. NCBI's taxonomy places the organism in Eukaryota, Viridiplantae, Streptophyta, Magnoliopsida, Poales, Poaceae. The record is from RefSeq and is a predicted model, not a curated record. Gene Ontology annotation, molecular function: DNA-binding transcription factor activity, RNA polymerase II-specific; protein dimerization activity; RNA polymerase II cis-regulatory region sequence-specific DNA binding.
UCCAUUCGUGCAUAUAACCUAACCACCCAUUUCGCCUUCUCUCCACUCUCUCUCCUCUCCCUCUCUCUCUCUCUCUGUCUCUCUCUCUCGGGGUAUUGCAAGAUAGUAGCUAAUUAACCAGCCUUUGGCCUUCAGUUUCCCCAUCGGUUCAUCAGAGCACGCCUUCAAUUUCCUAAUCAAUCUCCCAUAUAAUUCCCCUUAGCUUGUAUGCCUAUCAUUAGUACUUCUUGUGUUGUGUUGUCUUCUUGCCUUCUUUGAGCUAGAGCUAGCUAGGUUUGUGACCUGCUGUACGUGCGUGUGUUAAUUAGAUAGAUGUCUUAGAUCUGGGAGAGAGCGAGGAGAUGGGGAGGGGGAAGAUAGUGAUAAGGAGGAUAGACAACUCGACGAGCAGGCAGGUGACGUUCUCGAAGCGUCGGAACGGGCUUCUGAAGAAGGCGAAGGAGCUAUCCAUCCUCUGCGAUGCGGAGGUCGGCCUUGUCGUCUUCUCCAGCACCGGCAGGCUCUAUGAGUUCUCCAGCACCAACAUGAAAACUGUGAUAGACCGGUAUACCAACGCAAAGGAGGAGCUACUUGGCGGGAAUGCAACUUCAGAAAUUAAGAUUUGGCAGAGGGAGGCAGCAAGCUUGAGGCAGCAACUGCACAACUUGCAAGAAAGCCACAAGCAACUGAUGGGUGAGGAGCUUUCUGGCCUAGGUGUUAGAGACCUACAAGGUUUAGAGAAUAGGCUUGAAAUAAGUCUACGUAAUAUCAGAAUGAGAAAGGACAAUCUUUUGAAAAGUGAAAUCGAGGAGUUACAUGUGAAGGGAAGCCUAAUUCACCAGGAAAACAUCGAACUUUCUAGAAGCCUAAAUGUCAUGUCGCAACAAAAAUUGGAACUGUAUAACAAGCUUCAGGCCUGUGAACAGAGAGGUGCCACAGAUGCAAAUGAAAGUUCCAGCACUCCAUACAGCUUUCGUAUCAUACAAAAUGCUAAUAUGCCUCCUAGUCUUGAAUUGAGCCAAUCACAGCAAAGAGAAGGGGAGUGCAGCAAAACAGCUGCUCCAGAACUGGGCAGACUUCAUCUGCCUUAAGACUAUGCCGUACAAGCUGGACGAUAAGUGAUCAAUUUCAAACAAGCACAAAGCCUUUCAGAUGCAAGUAGUAUUUUUGUGAUAGCUGAGACAAUAAAAAAGUGUACAGACUACAGACUGGACAGAUUAUGUUGUCGGAUGCUCAUGUAAUGACUGUGGUGUAAUAAGAAAUACGUAGUAUAAGUUUGUAACCCUGCUUACUCUCUAUUGCUUUCUAGAAAAGCUCAACCAAAACUCUGAAAAGUCUUUGGACUGAAAAGGUUGUAACAAUGUUUACCAGGAAGGUGCUUUGGUGAUGAAAAAAGAGUUGUCACUAUGCCUAA